Molecule: messenger RNA, 1427 nt
Organism: Aedes aegypti (yellow fever mosquito)
Lineage: Eukaryota; Metazoa; Arthropoda; Insecta; Diptera; Culicidae
Exons: 2
Coding region: 134-1348 (404 amino acids)
Cellular component (GO): nucleus
Molecular function (GO): zinc ion binding
Source: RefSeq, a predicted model, not a curated record
UUUUUGACUCAGUGUAGUUCAGGCAUCAUAACAAAAUACGCAAACGCGGUAAGCAACAGUUGCUGUUGUUGUUCUCCAAAUAAAAGCCUACGAAAUAUUCAAUAACGAUUUUACGAUAAUUCUGCAUAGGAAUAUGGACGCACACCCGGACAUGUUCGCAAACGAAGCAUACGACUAUGCAUAUCUUGACCUACCCCACGAAGAUUUCUCCGCAUACUGCCGGCUGUGCUUUUCCAUCUCGCAGCUGGAGCCCCUCAUCAUGAGCGGCCAGGCCAGGGAAAAUAACCAGAUAAUCAGUGUGAUUGAAACGUGCGUCGGAAUCAAGCUGAGCCCGGAAACGGACAGCCCAACGUCGAUCUGCCGGCAGUGCCGGUAUAUGUUGGACGAGUUCAUUUCCUUCCGGAUGCAGUGCCAACGACUGAAUCGGGUUUUUCGGCGGAAACAGAACGAAAGGGUUGGUGAAGUCGGAACGACGGACUCGGUUUACCAAGGGAAUGAGAUUAUUGUGGCUGACGCUGAAUCGUAUGUCGAGCCGGAAGUGGCACCGGCAAUGAUGUCCAAUGAAGCGACUCCGAUCGAAUUGCUAGAUGGAAUGUGUGCCACAUUAGUUACCCAUGAACCGUCCGCCUUUGAGGCUUCGGUGGCUGGCGGGAAUGAAACCGGUCCGGAACACUUCACCGUGCAUGAUAUAACCGAUGAAGACGACGAUGGUUUCGAAUGGAUUCGCGUUCCUGAUGACGUCGAGAUGGGUGAGGGUAAGGAUGAUAAUGACACAUUUACCGCUCUGGCCAACGAUUGGUUCCGCUGCAAGUUGUGUUCCGGCAUGUACCUAUCAUUUGUCCAGCUGGCGAAGCAUCUUCGGGAAAUUCAUCCGGAGGCGGCCAUUGCCCUGCGAAACGUGGUGAACGACUCAUACUUCCAUGUCAAGGGCAGUGAGCUGCAAACCUACAAGCACGAUGGUCAUAAUUUGGUCAAAUGCGAUCUCUGUGAUACCCUAUUGUGCAGUAGAGCUGCCAUUAGGCGACACCGUUGGAGAUAUCACGGCUUGUUCGACGAAAACCCGGUGAUCCGUUGUAGAGCGGCGGCAUGUGGCUGCUUCUUCAUGGAGAGGAAAGCACUGAACCGACAUCGGGAGGUUAUCCACGGACACCAAAGGAAGAGGACUGUGAGAAAGCCGAUGCAGCAACCACAGGUGGCAGGCGCAACCGGCGAUGGUACCGCGACAAAUUUCGAUAACGAAGGGGGCGACUACGAUGACGAUGACGAUGAUGUCGUGUUCAUUUCCGAUGAUAGCGCUCCUCAGGAUAGUCCGGCGAUGACGACGGAUGCGAUAUGCAUUGAUCAGUGACUUACAAUUGAUUAAUAAUAUUAAUACGUAUUAAUGAAAGAUAAGCUGGAAAUGCACGCGUUCAUGAUUUGCGAGAGAA